Messenger RNA from Maniola jurtina (meadow brown), 1673 nucleotides. Its product is annotated as tektin-3-like. Lineage: Eukaryota; Metazoa; Arthropoda; Insecta; Lepidoptera; Nymphalidae. The transcript has 11 exons. Gene Ontology annotation, biological process: cilium assembly; cilium movement involved in cell motility. The record is from RefSeq and is a predicted model, not a curated record. Gene Ontology annotation, cellular component: nucleus; microtubule cytoskeleton. The coding region runs from base 95 to 1594 and encodes 499 amino acids.
UCAAUUUUGAAUUUUUUCUAGUAUUGUUAGAUUUUUUAGUUUAAUGGUUUAUAUACCUAAAUUUUCCGCUCUGAAUAUCUAAAUUUAAUUUAAAAUGGCCAAGGAAGUUUCUAUGUGCACGCAAUUGCAACAAUGGAGCCCUGUAAAAGAAACGGCGGGAGCUCCGAGCGUGCCUCCUCAAGUCGGGUACUGCUUUCACUCUCCGAAGAAGCACCCCUGGAGACCUAUCAUGGGUUACGAAGAAAUCGAGGUCACACCUAUGCCAUCUCAACCCAUAACAAACACAAUGGUGGACCCUUGCUACACCCCGACCGGCAUGGCGGCGGAACCGCUGCGCUUUCCCAACCUGGUGACAGGCUUCGACCGCAGUCCCGAGCAUGCGGCCCGCGCUGCGCUGUACACGCGAUACACGCAGUACGAGUGGAACCAGAACAGCAUCAAGAACUACAACGAGUCUGAUGCGAAGAGGAACUUCUCCGAGAGAGUUCGGAACGAUAUCAUGAGGAUGCUGAGAGAGACCGACGAAAUCGGGACUCAGGGACAGAGGGAUUCCGGCCGACGAAUUGGGGAACGAAUUACUGAUACCACAUUUUGGAGAAAUGAGGUGUCGAUAGAAAUGGAGCGUCUAGUGGCGACGUGCGAGAAAUUGAACGAUACUCGGAGGCAGCUGGAGCGAGCUAUCGCGGGGAUAGAAGGCCCGCUGCACAUCGUGCAGGAGUGCCUCUACCAUCGCGAGAAAAGACAGGGUUUGGAACAAGUGCACGAUGCCGUGGAACAGUCGUUACUCAAAGAAGUUGCCAUUUUACGUGAGAGUCAGGAUAAAUUCCGAAAUAUGCUCGAAAAGGUCCGGCAGCAGUCGAAGAACUGUCGCGCGACGCAGAACGAGUUGGAGAUGGAUAUGCGCAACAAGGAAUACGCUCUGGGCAUCGACUCUAUGUGCCAUCAACUCAAUAACUUUUCUAAGGGUCUACAAUUUUACGCGGGAAUCGAGCGUUAUGACCCAACGGUAUGUGAUACGGAACGCUGGGCCGCCGCCAGCGCGGCUACUCUACAAAGAUCCCAGUCCGAGCGAGCUAAGGCCGUGCAGAUGCUGUCUGACGCUGAAAACUUGAUCAAUGUAUCAGCGACGGAGAUUUGGGACCAGUGGAGUAAUACCAACAGCGCGUUCACUCGCCGCAUCGCUGAGACCAUCGAGAUCAAGAACAAGCUGCAACUGCACUUGCACAAGGUUCAACAAGAGAUGUUCGACGUGGAGAAGACGCUGGAACUGCUGAAUAAGGCUAUAGAAGACAAACUUCAACCGAUGAAAGUGGCACACACUCGGCUGCAGGCGCGCACCAACCGACCGCACCUCGAGAAGUGCCGCGACGAGGCACAGAACAGAUUGGUAAAAGAAGUUUGCGAUCUCCAAGAGACAAUGGAAACUCUGCGGUCCAAAAUAGCAACAGCCGAAGGAACUCAUCAGACGUUGUUGGGCGUGCGUGCCGGCCUGGAGGCGGACCUCCGAAACAAGAGCACCACGCUCUUCAUCGACCGCGACCAGUGCAUGGGGCUGCGCAGGGGGUACCCCGUCACGGCGGCGAUCAAAGCCUAAUUAGCCUAUUGGCUAAUGUUGUUAAAUUGUUGUGUUGUAUUAUUUUGUUUGUUUAAAAAUAAAUUUGUUUAUUGUUUUA